UCGAGUUGAGGCUUCAGACUUGGAGCUGAAAGUGUGUACAUGAGAUGGCCUUUUACAGCGGCCAUUGUGGCCGACUUUUCUCAACUAAAACCCUUCUUCCUCUGCGCACAGUGAGAGUGUCGUCUAGAGACCAGGCGUGUAAACAUUGUUCCGGGGCGAGUCGAGGAGAAUAUCGGGCAGAACAGGAAUUAACUACAGCAGGCGGUCAGAGGCGGGUUUUAAAGGACGUCUUACCUUUCUCAGAAUUCCUCACGGACUCGUUUGGAAGAAGACACAAUUAUCUGCGGAUUUCCCUUACAGAAAAAUGCAACCUCCGCUGUCAGUACUGUAUGCCAGAGGAAGGGGUGAAGCUGAGUCCCAAAGAACAGCUCUUAUCUACAGAUGAGGUGCUGACUCUGGCUCGACUGUUUGUUCGAGAGGGGGUGGAGAAGAUCCGACUGACUGGAGGAGAACCCCUUAUCCGCCCUGACGUCCUCCAUAUAAUUGCGGAAUUGAGGAAAACGGAGGGUCUGAAGACCAUCGCUGUAACUACUAAUGGCAUGAACCUUGCCAGGCUGCUGCCCAGUUUAAAGAAAGCUGGAGUGAACUUGCUCAACGUCAGUCUAGACUCAUUAGUGCCAGCCAAGUUCGAGUUCAUCGUUAGACGCAAAGGUUUCCAUAAGGUGAUGGAAGGUAUCGAUAAAGCCAUUGAAUUGGGUUACAAUCCAGUUAAGGUGAACUGCGUGGUGAUGAGGGGUCUGAAUGAAGACGAGCUGCUGGACUUUGUGACUCUGACCGAGAAGAAGCCUCUAGAUGUGCGCUUCAUAGAGUACAUGCCCUUUGAUGGCAAUAAGUGGAACUUCAGGAAGAUGGUGAGUUAUGCCGAGAUGCUGGACCGCAUUAAGCAGCAAUGGCCCAGUCUGGAGCCGCUUCCUGGGGAUGAGACGGGGACCGCCAAGGCUUUCAGAGUACCAGGAUUUCAGGGCCAGCUGGGUUUCAUCACCUCCAUGUCGGAUCAUUUCUGUGGCUCCUGCAACCGUCUGCGCAUCACAGCUGAUGGCAACCUGAAGGUGUGUUUGUUCGGAAACUCCGAGGUAUCUUUGAGAGACUGUCUGCGCUCUGGAGCAUCCGAUGAGGAACUCCUGCAGAUAAUAGGAGCUGCAGUGGGGCGGAAGAAGAAACAGCACGCUGGCAUGUUCAGUAUAUCCCAGAUGAAGAACAGGCCAAUGAUCCUCAUUGCUGGAGAAGGCAGCCGGCCUGUGCCCAUUUUGAGAAGUGAGCAGAGGAGGUAUCCGGUCCCUACUUUCCACACACCUCUGCCAGGACGAGCAUCGGCGCACUUUGUGAACCCUUACCACCUACACCACAGUGGCCAGGCUAGCGAGGACUUAAGGAACAGCACUUUUACCAUGAACGCACCAGCUCCUAUGAACUCCGGCGUCUCUCGUCAACGUCAAAAUGUUUACCAUGUCCACCAGGGAAGGAGGCAGGUUUUCCCUGAGGAACUUUGUAGUAACGCAAUUCCUGCUUUCGAGUAUGCUUCCAGUUCUGAAACACGCACAGAUAGGUUUGCACGGCUGAGACACGCACACAGACUUGUUGGCUAUCUCAGGCACAACUCGUCGAGGGGCAUCCAGUCUUUCUCCACAUCUCUUCUUAGCACUUUAAUCCCCAAAAAGAAACACAUAAUGCGGCAGAAUGUAAGGGAGUGUCACAACCAAAAGGAUGCAUGCGAAGGCCUUAGUGUAUCCCGUCACACCCCAAACCAAAACGAAACCCCUGAGCAGCUGACCCACACUGACACGCACGGCAGAGCCUCGAUGGUGAACGUCGGAGAUAAAGCAGCGACACGUCGUACCGCCACAGCAAGCGCCCGCGUUCUUCUAGGCUCCAAAGCUUUCAGCCUGGUCCGUGCCAACCAGAUAGCUAAGGGCGAUGCCUUGGCGGUCGCACAGCUAGCGGGCAUCAUGGGCGCUAAGCAAACAUCUGGUCUCAUUCCUCUUUGCCACCCUGUAUCCCUCGACCACACCUCCAUCACUGUGGAGCUACUGGAAGAAGGGCAUGUGGCUGUUGUCUUGGCAACAUGCCAGGCAACAGGCCGCACCGGAGUGGAAAUGGAGGCUCUGACCGCGGCGUCAGUCGCCGCCCUGGCGCUCUACGACAUGUGCAAGGCAGUCAGUCGUGAUCUAAUUAUAACCGACAUCAGACUUUUGAGUAAGACAGGAGGACAGCGGGGUGACUUUCAUCGCACCAGCUAAUACUAAACCACUUACAGUUCAACUAUAAGUAUGUAAUGUAGCUAUAUCAAACUGACGUAUUCACCCAUAACAAAGCUCUUACGAAUCGUUAUUGUGCCUUUAGAAUUCUUUAAUAUCACUUUGGAGUGUUCACUGCCUUUGUAGCAGAAAAACAAAGCUAUUUCCUGACUCCAUUUUGUCUGUAUUUUUUGAGAGUUUAACACGUGAAUGAUGUUUACGAAGUCUCGAGUGUUCAUGCGAUAUCGUGCUACUUUUCGAAAGGGCAUUCAGUGUUGUAUUAGAAUUGUCGUAUGAGCAGAAAGUUCAUGGUGAUCUAAUCAUUAUGAACGUGUUAAUGACGCGUGGACUCAAGGAUCCAAUCACUGUCCUGAUCUAGUGCUCGGUCAUCUGCUUAUCAAUCAAAUACAGAGCAGCUUAUAAAGCUACUGUUGUUUUACUCUGUAGAGAAAUAUUGUACCUUGCUGCAAACAAUGCUUUCCACCUCAUCUCAUCUCAUGUAGAUGUUGAUUAAGGUGGAGAUUCAGGCACUGUGAGUUCUUGUAAUGUUCCUGGACCUGGGCAGCACCAGAGUUCGGGUACACUGUGCCAUUCAGAUGGACUUCACGGGGUAACAGGGGGUCUCGACGUGUGUGUUGAUUUAUUCCCCCCCCCAUCACACUUCCACCAUGGAUAUGUGCUGAAACCAAACGUUUUGAUGAUGGCUCCAAGUUAUCAUCCUUCCAUCAACCCGAUACAAAAAGGAACCAUUUUCCAUGCUCUUGUAUCUACUAGAGUUCUUGUUCUUCAGUGAUCACGUUUGGACUUCAUCUGUCCUGAAGCUGAUUAUUGGACAUUAUAGGACGUAGAGUCUAAUAGUAUCUCAUGUUGCCAAUUCCUACUCCGUUGAACUGACCGAUGAUAGAAAUGUGGGUUUGCCUGAUUUAUAGCAACCACGGCUCCUCCAUCAUCCUCAUGUUCAUAUUUCCACUUUCUGAUGAGUUUGAUGACAAUGACCCAUUUCCUUAAAGACCGCUUUGAAUCCAUGGAUGAACACAGUGGGUAGGAAACCAAAGAAAGUUAGUUGUAUAUAAAAUAAAUAAAUAAAUAAGCAUUAUUUCUUAAUAUUCCUGUAACAAUAUACAGUCCCUUUCAAAACUAUUGGAACAGCAAGGCCAAUCCAUUUAUUUUUGAGAUCAAAAAGAUGGAUAUGAGAUGAGGGUUCAGGAUUUCAGCUUUUAUUUCCUGGUAUUUACAUCUAGAUGUGUUAAACAACAUAAAACACUGAUACAAAAAGUUUCUGACAAACCACGUUUUAGGUGAAUAAAAGUACAUUAGAAACAUAAGUCUUAGAGUAAAUGAAAGUAAAGAAUACUUAAUAUUUGGUUGAAGCAUAGCCCUUGCUUGCAAUAACUUCAAGCCUGUGACUCAUUGACCACAAAAUAGUUGGUUUCUUCUUCUUUUGUGAUGCUUUUCCAGGCUUUUAAACGCAGCCUGUUUCAGUUGGUGUGUGUUUGUUUCAGGGGGUUUUCUCCCUUCAGUCUCUUCUUCAGGAGGUGAAAGAUUCUUGGCAUCUUUUAAUCUCAAACCCAAAUGUCUUCAGCCUACAGCAAAAACAAAACGAGCUGUCCUUGCCGUUCCAAUCGUCUCGGAAGGGACCGUACACGAGUUCGCAUUCGUGCGGUGGCUUAGGAAAAACUUUCACACUGAAAUGUUGACGUUUUCUAAUAUACAAGACUAAAGACUUUUCUGAAUCGAAAUCUGUUUCUCUUUUGCAUGUCUUAACUACACGUAAAGUUCUAGCACUUAAGUCUCAUCAGGGAGAAAAUUGCAUUUAAAAGCUUCUAGGCACAUGGCUAUCCAGAAACGUGAUCAAAUCGUGACAUUGUGAGGAAAUCCCACUUUGCUAGCAAGAUUUAGACACGUUUAAGCAAACUGACUGUUUUUAACCACUACAUUUGUUAAACUGGCUCUUUAAACAACAUUACUUGUGCAAUAAUGUAGCUAAGGUAAGAUUAAGAAGUAAAUCCGUUACCCUUACCCAAAUCAAGUCUUUAAAUAAUCAUUAAAAAAAAAAAAAAAAGGUGUCUACUGGAUUUUUUCUGUUAACAUAAGAAUAAUAAAACGUUAAUGAACUACU
Ictalurus furcatus (blue catfish) is the source of this 4353-nucleotide messenger RNA. RefSeq names its product molybdenum cofactor synthesis 1 (gene mocs1). Gene Ontology annotation, molecular function: 4 iron, 4 sulfur cluster binding; metal ion binding; GTP 3',8'-cyclase activity. The coding region runs from base 45 to 2237 and encodes 730 amino acids. Gene Ontology annotation, biological process: Mo-molybdopterin cofactor biosynthetic process. NCBI's taxonomy places the organism in Eukaryota, Metazoa, Chordata, Actinopteri, Siluriformes, Ictaluridae. The record is from RefSeq and is a predicted model, not a curated record. The transcript has 11 exons.